Molecule: messenger RNA, 263 nt
Organism: Schistosoma bovis
Lineage: Eukaryota; Metazoa; Platyhelminthes; Trematoda; Strigeidida; Schistosomatidae
Source: the annotation of a GenBank genome assembly
AAGAUGAUGAUGAUGAUUUAGAAGACGAUAAUGAUGAUAUAGAUGAUGAUGAUGAUUUAGAUGAUGAUGGUAAUGGAUUAGAUGAUGAUUUAGAAGAUGAUAUAGAUGAUGAUGAUGAUUUAGGUGGUGAUGAUGAUGAUGAUGAUGUUGAUUUAGGUGAUGAUGAUGAUUUAGAUGAUGUUGGUUUAGAUGGUGAUGAUGAUGAUUUAGAUGUUGAUGAUGAUGGUUUAGAUGUUGAUGAUGAUAAUGAGUUAGAUGUUUGA